AUGGGAGCCAAGAACAAUGAAAGUAUUGAUCUCCUGUCCGUCUUUCUGACUGGAAUCCCAGGAUUGGAGCCCCACCAUGGCUGGCUUUCCAUCCCCUUCUUCAUCAUGUAUAUUGUGGCCAUUGUGGGCAACAGCCUAAUCAUGGCAGCAGUGCAGGUAGAUUCUGCCCUACAUGAGCCCAUGUACCUGUUUCUCUCCAUGUUGGCUGUGACUGAGGUGGGUGUUUCUGUGUCUACACUGCCCACUGUCAUGGGAAUUCUUUGGUUUGACGCCCGCCAGGUUGACUUUGAUGGCUGCCUGUCUCAGAUGUUCUUCAUUCACACUUUCUCCUGCAUGGAGUCAGGGGUCCUCUUGGCCAUGAGUUAUGACCGCUUUGUAGCCAUCUACAACCCACUGCGUUAUACAGCCAUACUGACCCAGCCCCGCAUCAUCUGCAUGGGUCUGGGCAUUACACUGAAGAGUGUGAUACUCAUGGCUCCCCUUCCAAUCCUUUUGAAGCAACUGCCCUAUUGCCACACUAACAUCCUCUCCCACUCCUACUGCCUCCACUCAGACCUGAUCCAGCUGCCAUGUGCUGAUACGAAGUUCAAUAGCAUCCUGGGCUUGGCCAUUGUCCUGGCCACUUUUGGGCUAGACUCACUGCUCAUUGUGGUCUCUUACAUACUGAUUCUUUAUACAGUGCUGGGCAUUGCUUCUGGGGAGGGACGUCGGAAGGCUCUCAACACAUGUGUGUCACACAUCUGUGCAGUGCUUGUGUACUAUGUGCCGAUGAUUGGUGUGUCUGUGAUGCAUCGCGCGGCUAAACAUGCCUCACCCCUGGUCCACACACUCAUGUCUAGCAUCUACCUCUUUGUGCCUCCUGUGCUCAACCCCAUCAUCUAUAGUGUCAAGACCAAGUCAAUCCGACAGGGAAUUGCCACCCUGUUUUCCUGCAAGAGAGAAUUGCUCUGA
This is a messenger RNA of Myotis myotis, 951 nucleotides long. Its product is annotated as olfactory receptor 51I2-like. The record is from RefSeq and is a predicted model, not a curated record. The coding region runs from base 1 to 951 and encodes 316 amino acids. Gene Ontology annotation, cellular component: membrane. Gene Ontology annotation, biological process: G protein-coupled receptor signaling pathway. Lineage: Eukaryota; Metazoa; Chordata; Mammalia; Chiroptera; Vespertilionidae. The transcript has a single exon. Gene Ontology annotation, molecular function: G protein-coupled receptor activity; olfactory receptor activity.